AUGCCAGUGGGUGGCCAGCUGCGAAGGCAGUGGUGUGGGUUCUUGUUGCUCAUCUGCGGCACCUUCGUGCUGCUGUUCGUUGUAGUGCACCAGUACUCGCCCGCUCCCCCCGUCCUUGUCAGGGAUGACGAAGCGUCUUUGCGGAUGGGGCCGCUUCCCGAGGAAGAGACACUCGACGGCGUAGUGGCCCCAGAGACCUAUCCGCGCGGCACCGCGAGCGACGAACUGGCACAGCGAAGAAGCGGAAGGGGGGUCCGCUGUGACACUCUGAAGAGCCUGGGCGAGUGCGCCCGACAUGCACACUGCACUCCGAUCCAGGGCGAUGCCUGCGCUGCGCCUGGCACCGUGGACAAGUCGUCCCUGUUUGGCCACUGCGUAAGCUCUCUCUUUGCCUCAACCUACUCCACGAAGAAGAUGAAGUUGCGGCGAGAGGUCCCCGAGUGGAUGUCGUGUCAUCCGGACCACUCCGCCAUCUGUGCUCGCCCCAGCGGUUCGGGAGGUCCGGUCGCUCGCUUCACCCAGAAGAUCAUUCCGCCCGGUUGGCAAAAAUGUGUGGACUGCUGCGUGCCGCCGGAGCCAGUGCCCGGAUCAGCGGAUCAAUCGCUGGCCAUCAUCGUCACUGUGCAAGAUGAGCUGGCGAGCCUGGUGAAUGCACUCAAGUCCUGGCAGAGGCAUGGGCUCCUCGACUACGCGCAGGAGAGGUACCUCAACAUCGAUGGCGGAGACUCCGACUCGCGGAACAGGAUCACUGGUCUGGCCAGGUCCUACGGCUUCACCGUGUUCACGUCCGAGACGAGCCAAGGCAUCAGCAGCGCAAUGGCCCGGCUGAUGCAGGCGGUGAAGAGCCCGUUUGUGCUCCUGCUGGAAAAAGACUGGAAGCUCGUAGAAUCCCGGGCGACGGUGUUGAAACAGCUCGACCUGGCGAAGCGCCUGAUGUUCUCCCGGCAAAACGGCUCCCGGGCCGACCUGGUCAAGUUCCGUUCGCGGUGGAACUUUGGCUUCCCCAACGUCAGCCCGCGCAAGACCGUGCCACCGGACUGGGACAUCGGCGUCAGCAUGCAGCCCGACCAGGCGCCCGCCGCCACCUCUCACACCUGUCCACUGUACGACGACGCAACUUCGGCUGGCCGGUGGCCCUAA
Molecule: messenger RNA, 1140 nt
Organism: Acanthamoeba castellanii str. Neff
Lineage: Eukaryota; Discosea; Longamoebia; Acanthamoebidae
Exons: 10
Coding region: 1-1140 (379 amino acids)
Source: RefSeq, a predicted model, not a curated record